AUGCCUAGUCUAGUGGUAUCUGGAAUAAUGGAAAGAAAUGGGGGCUUUGGAGAACUAGGAUGUUUCGGGGGAAGCGCAAAGGACCGAGGGCUGCUGGAAGACGAGCGCGCCCUUCAGCUGGCUCUCGAUCAACUCUGCCUCCUGGGUUUGGGGGAGCCCCCCGCCCCCACGGCGGGCGAAGACGGGGGAGGUGGGGGGGGCGGCGCCCCCGCGCAGCCGGCCGCCCCCCCGCAGCCGGCCCCUCCGCCGCCGCCCGCGGCGCCCCCGGCCGCCCCGACGGCGGCCCCCGCGGCGCAGACGCCCCAGCCCCCCACCGCCCCCAAAGGGGCGAACGACGCCAAGCUCUGCGCUCUCUACAAAGAGGCCGAGCUGCGCCUGAAGGGCAGCAGCAACACCACGGAGUGUGUACCCGUGCCCACCUCCGAGCACGUGGCCGAGAUCGUGGGCAGGCAAGGAUGCAAGAUUAAGGCUCUGAGGGCCAAGACCAAUACCUACAUCAAGACGCCUGUGCGGGGCGAGGAGCCGGUGUUCAUGGUGACAGGGCGGCGGGAGGACGUGGCCACAGCCCGGCGGGAAAUCAUUUCAGCAGCCGAGCACUUCUCCAUGAUCCGCGCCUCCCGCAACAAGUCAGGCGCUGCCUUUGGUGUGGCCCCUGCUCUGCCAGGUCAGGUGACCAUCCGUGUGCGGGUGCCCUACCGCGUGGUGGGGCUGGUGGUGGGCCCCAAAGGGGCAACCAUCAAGCGCAUCCAGCAGCAGACCAACACGUACAUUAUCACACCAAGUCGUGACCGCGACCCAGUUUUCGAGAUCACGGGUGCCCCGGGCAACGUGGAACGGGCGCGCGAGGAGAUCGAGACACACAUUGCCGUGCGUACAGGCAAGAUCCUCGAAUACAAUAAUGAAAACGACUUCCUGGCGGGGAGCCCCGAUGCCGCUGCACUUGAUAGCCGCUAUUCCGAUGCCUGGCGGGUGCACCCGCCCGGCUGCAAGCCCCUCUCUACCUUCCGGCAAAACAGCCUGGGCUGCAUCGGCGAGUGCGGAGUGGACUCUGGCUUUGAGGCCCCGCGCCUGGGUGAGCAGGGAGGGGACUUUGGCUAUGGCGGUUACCUGUUUCCAGGCUAUGGCGUGGGCAAGCAGGACGUGUACUACGGAGUGGCUGAGACUAGCCCCCCGCUGUGGGCGGGCCAGGAGAACACCACGCCCACCUCGGUGCUCUUCUCCUCCGCCUCCUCCUCCUCCUCCUCUUCCGCCAAGGCUCGGGCUGGCCCCCCCGGCGCGCACCGCUCUCCUGCCACCUCCGCUGGGCCUGAGCUGGCUGGACUUCCCAGACGCCCGCCGGGAGAGCCUCUCCAGGGCUUCUCUAAACUUGGCGGGGGCGGCCUGCGGAGCCCCGGCGGCGGGAGGGAUUGCAUGGUGUGCUUUGAGAGCGAAGUGACUGCUGCUCUUGUGCCCUGCGGACACAACCUGUUCUGCAUGGAGUGUGCAGUACGCAUCUGCGAGAGGACGGACCCGGAGUGUCCCGUCUGCCACAUUACAGCAACGCAAGCCAUCCGAAUAUUCUCCUAA
This is a messenger RNA of Cynocephalus volans (Philippine flying lemur), 1566 nucleotides long. RefSeq names its product mex-3 RNA binding family member A (gene MEX3A). Gene Ontology annotation, molecular function: RNA binding. Lineage: Eukaryota; Metazoa; Chordata; Mammalia; Dermoptera; Cynocephalidae. The record is from RefSeq and is a predicted model, not a curated record. Bases 1 to 1566 code for a protein of 521 amino acids. The transcript is spliced from 2 exons.